Messenger RNA from Ipomoea triloba (trilobed morning glory), 1816 nucleotides. RefSeq names its product AT-hook motif nuclear-localized protein 7-like. Gene Ontology annotation, molecular function: minor groove of adenine-thymine-rich DNA binding. Bases 260 to 1402 code for a protein of 380 amino acids. The record is from RefSeq and is a predicted model, not a curated record. Lineage: Eukaryota; Viridiplantae; Streptophyta; Magnoliopsida; Solanales; Convolvulaceae. The transcript has 5 exons.
GGGCCAGACAGAGACAAGACCAGUAAUAUUUUUCCACACAAACUGGGCACUUUAUUUUUCUUUUUCGAGUUUUUCCAUACGCCAUUAAUGGAGGGAACUCUACUUUACAAACUCGCAACCACUGCAAAGUACUGCUAGCAGUAAAUAUUAGCGAUAGUAAAAGUACAAAAACCCAAACCCCAUUUUAGCCCUUCUCCUUCUGGCGCCAUCUUUCGAAAACCAACCCUUUUAUUUCUUUCAUCUCAUAACAAUUUUAUUUAUGGAAAUGGAGGAGAAAGACAGUACCGAGACUGGGUCCGCCGGAGUUAACUCCGGGAGUGAAUCGCCGCCGCUCAGCGGUGGCGGAGGGGUCUUUCCGCAGGUGAUGCAGAUGGCUGUGAACAUGAGCAUGGAGAGGACCGUGGGGCCCCCGCAGGCUGAAGCUCCGGUGGCUGCCGUCGUUUCUGGUGGCGUCAGCGGCGGAGGAGGCGGUGACAGCGGCGGACUAAUGAUGGGUAAGAAAAAGAGAGGGCGGCCGAGAAAAUAUGAUUCCGAGGGGAAUCUCAGAGUGCCGUAUAUUUCUCCGGCGGCGGCCGGCAUGACGUCACCGCCAACUCAGGGCUUUACUUUGACGUCGCCGCCGUCCUCGGAUUACUCCUCCGGCAAAAGAGGGCGCGGUCGGCACGCCGCUUCCAGUAACUGGCAAUUGCUUGCCUCUUUGGGUGAAUUGUUUGCAAACACAGCUGGAGGGGAUUUUACACCUCAUGUGGUGACUGUGCAUACUGGAGAGGAUGUUGCUGGGAAAGUAUAUUCAUUUGCUCAAAGGGGUGCUCGAGGGAUCUGUAUUCUCUCUGCAAAUGGUGCUGUUUCUAAUGUUACCAUUCGCCAGCCGGGUUCUUCUGGGGGUACUCUGACAUACGAGGGCCGCUUUGAGAUCUUAACACUGACUGGGUCACUAACUACUGCCGAAAAUGGUGGCAUUAAGAGCAGAACAGGUGGAUUGAGUGUUUCGUUGGCAGGCCCUGAUGGCCGGGUCAUUGGUGGUGGAAUUGCCGGUUUGCUAACAGCUGCUAGCCCAAUCCAAAUGGUGGUUGGAAGCUUCACGCCAAACAUAUACAAGACUACACAUAAAAGGAAGCAAAAUGCCGAGCAUAAAAUGGCGCCACCCGUCAUUCACAAUGCAUCUGCUUCAGAUAUCGUAAUGACAGCCAGGCCUAUAUCCCAAGCCCCGCCUCCGGGAUCCAUGGUUCCAACUCCUCCGCCUCAGUUAGCAAUGCGAAGCCAUGGAAAUGCAGACAACAGCCACAGCAAGAAAGAUGUCCCGAACUCCACAUCCGUAGACUUGUCCGAUUGCAAUGGCUCGGAACCUACAUUCGAUCAGAGACCGUAUCCAGAUAUUAACGUGUCGAUACAUAUGGAGUAGGAGUAAUGCGGGUGCCCAUGCUUUGUUGGUUCCUCGUCAACUGAUUGGAGUUUAAAACUGCUCAGUCUUAGGUUUGCUCAUCAUCUUCACUUCUGAAAGCCUGACAUGAUUUGUUAGUUAAGAUGGCUAAUUCUUCAAUGUUUAAUUUCUUGUUUGGUUGUAACAUUAAUAUAAUACUCUACUAGUUGAGUGACAUCAGUUAGGGUUAUUGUUACCAAAACUUUUUGUCUGUGUCUGGGAGUUUCAAUUUAUUAUCUUGAAUAGUUUCCAUUAGUCUUUGGAGAGUAUUGCAUCCCUACUUCAAAGUUCAAAUGGAUGUUAUGGGCAUAGGGUUUUAGCCUUUUGGUUUUCACAUGUACUAAAAUAUCUUGAAUAGUCUUGAAUGUUUAAUCAAUUCAGAUUCGAUUAAUUGGA